Messenger RNA from Sinocyclocheilus anshuiensis, 2049 nucleotides. Its product is annotated as vesicle-associated membrane protein 8-like. Bases 196 to 504 code for a protein of 102 amino acids. Gene Ontology annotation, biological process: vesicle-mediated transport. Gene Ontology annotation, cellular component: membrane. NCBI's taxonomy places the organism in Eukaryota, Metazoa, Chordata, Actinopteri, Cypriniformes, Cyprinidae. The record is from RefSeq and is a predicted model, not a curated record. The transcript has 4 exons.
UGUGCAAUCUGUCUGGGAGGGGAAGCUCUGUUUGCAAAUGAGUUCUCUCAUGUUUCAUCCUGUUCCUUUGCGCUCGUGUUGUAGCUCGCAGGAACGAGCCUCUCUAGAAACCCUGUCCUUUAAGCAAUGGUCUAACUUUGGAAAACCCUCUGGCAGCUAGUUGGACAUCUGAGGAAGUUUCACAUAAGUUUUGGAAUGGCUGACUACAACUCUGAACCACAAGCGCCUGGCAAACUCAACCAAGUUCAGGAUCAAGUCAAUGAUGUUAAAGUCAUUCUCAAAGACAACAUCAACAAAGUCCUGGAGAGAGGAGAGCGGUUAGACGACCUGAUCGGCAAAACAGACGAUCUGCAGGCCACGGCUGACUCGUUUCAAAGGACGUCCACGCGUGUUGCCAGAAAGAUGUGGUGGAGAAACACCAAGAUGAUGAUUAUAAUUGGUGUGGUAGUGCUUGCCAUCAUCAUUUUAAUCAUCCUGUUAGCAACAAAAGUCAUUCCCACCUAAUACAACCCAUUUUAUUACAAGUACACUAAGCAUUAAUGACUUUUUUACUAUGAAAGAAACUGGAUGCAUGUAUGUAUAGGUAAUUUUUGACAUUUCCUGUAAAAUUCUAUAUAAAUCUGGGGCGAAUAUGUCAGGGGUGUAUGCAUAUGCAUUAUGUGGUUUUUACUUGUUUAGGCUGUUAUCCUAAUAUAAUGGGACUGAAAGCAACAGAAUUCAUUGUAAGUGAAAAAUGUUUCAGGAUGUCUUGCUUUGAGACUAACUGCUGUGCUUGACACAUUCAUUCCAAAGACCUCAAAAACCAUUUCAAUCCUAAUUACAUUUCAUUACACACCUGCAUACCUUCAUUACGGCACUAAAGCGGUGAAUAUGACAGUGACUCAUAGGAUUCCUGGAACAUUUCUCAUGCUUUAACUACUGUGAAAUCACUCUGCGCUUGUGAAACUGAUUUUAUACCUUGACAAAAGUCUAGCCUGGGCUGGGUUGAAUUUAGAGCUUUUCUUGGUAUCUUUACAUUCAAACCCUUACAGUGUAUCAGUCAGUAGCUGUCUUUGUCAAGAGGAUGUAUGGCCUGUAUAGAUAAUAUUUUAUAUAUGGGAAAUACUGAUUGGCAUGUACUUAUUGUGUAAACAUAAUUGCAUGACAGAAGGAAGCCUUUAGAGGAACAGUUCACCCAAAAGUGAAUUACUUUCCUACUGGAAACAAUAUAAUGAAAGAGAAUCUAGACUAUCACACUCCAAAAUGAGCACCAUGUAAGUAUAGUCCUUAUUACUCAAAUCGAAAUGGUGUAGGAUUUACUCUAAACAAUUUACAAUCAGAAAUUUCUAUUAAAUUUCACAAAUAAUUACAUUGAAUUUAACACGUAAUUUUUAAGUAGAACGACCGAAAUUUAAUUUGACUGUAAAACGUAAUCCAAUAAUGUUUAUACAAAAUAUAAUGGUAACGCUUCACUUAAAGCCUUUAAGUAUAAUGCACUAUAAAUGUAUUGAUAAUGUGCAUUGCAAUGCAUUACAUCUUUUCAUAAACUAUUGCAACCAAAGAGAAAAUGCAUUAUUAUUUGAAGGGUUUGUUGUGUUUUAAGCAUUACACUUUCUGAAUAAAUAGAGAAGUAUUAUAACUGUGGUUAGUUAUUCAUGAGACCAUGCAAGGCAUUAUAAGUUGCAUUUCUAGGCAAAACUAAUGCAUUAAAACUACUUUUAUAGUGCAUUAUAAAUUGUGCUCGAAACCCAGUUAAUUUCCCUUAUAAUGUCUGAAAAAUCUAAUUAUGCUUUUUUGUUAUUUUAAAGCUGCUUUACUGGUGUUAUAUUGAAAACAGCAGCAAUAUUUAACAUUAAGGAGAGUAAAAGAUGAGUCUUCAUUUUUGGGUGAGCUAUGACUUUAAUCUCUGCAGAAACAACAGGCGUAAAGGUUCAUACACUUUAUUUUGUUGCAUUUUCCAAUGGUUUACAUGACUCUGUCGCAAAAUACUGCCAUAUGAAAUGAAUAUUAAAUGGCCUACACUCUGUACGCACUUGUAAGCAAUAAAUUAAUAGACCUGUAUACAAAUAA